GAGAAGUCACCUCAGCGUGUGGGGACGUGACGUUAGUGGAGGGAAUGUUCUACCCGAUAAGGAACACUAUCCACUCAGAACUUGCUCGACGCGAUAAUACCACAGGUGCAAACGUCAGCAUUAAAGGGACGCUUACGCUCAGCCCAGCACUUACACUUCUGAUAGCAGCAGCGAAAUAAGGCGGUUUAACGUUGAUUAGGAAAAAAAGACCUCGUCGAUCUCGGGACGGGUGAGUGAGGAGGCGGCAUUAGAAGGACCAACCUAUAAUACCUCCAAUCUGCGAGCCAAUGUCCGAAGUGAGCCGGCGACGUUCGGGCAGCGGCGGGCUGAUCGACACCAAUACAGACUCAGUCUGAGAAACUUUACCGGCGAGCAAGAGGAUUGAAGAAGGAAAAAGUCUAACAGUCUGGGAGAAAGAGUUUAAUUGCAUCCAGUGCAACAACUGGGGGUUAGUCCCAGUGAAUAGAGAAUUGGGGAGGCAAAAGGGGGCUACAAAUAAUGUUUUGCUUUAACAUCGCAUCUCUUUGAAAACAAGGAGGUGUUGUGUCGGAGAAGAGAGGAGGAGCUGACUUCUCGAGUCACUCAACAACCCUCACUGCGCCGGAGACACAUUUCAAUCGGAGUUUGAGGUAUUGAACAACAGCUCAAUGUCCAGAACGAUGUCUCAGGCAGAGGUAGACCUAGCCGGCUUUGGGGUCAUGGCUUCGGCGCUGGACUUGGAGCACUCCUCACUCCUAAACAAGAUGCACAGCCGCCGGCGGAGAUUUUCGGCCAAGGAAAUCAGGAGAAUCCCGCACCGAGCCCAGAGGAAAAGCUCCAUCGAGAUCGAGCUGGGCGCCGACGGGUUGCUGCUCCGCCGCCCGUCUUGGGCUCACCUCUACCCGCACGAUGGUGAACCGCUGCCGCGGCCGCUUCCCCCACCUCCUUCUCCUUCUCCUCCUCUUCCUCCUCCUGCCCCGAUUCUCGGCGGACCGGCAACAGACGAUGCGAGCCAAAGCAGCGCCAGUGCCCCGCCGCAGACCAAAGCCGUGGCAGCCAACAGCUCGGACACGGAGGAUGGAACCCCCCGCACUCCGCACAAGGAAGCAGUUCCUGAGGAGAGUAAGAUGGAACCGGAGGAGAAUGAGGUGGAGAUGAAGGCGGUCGACACGUCUCCCGAUGGCAGAUUCUUGAAGUUCAACAUUGAGCUCGGAAGGGGUUCCUUCAAGACGGUCUACAAGGGCUUGGAUACAGAGACAACCGUAGAGGUGGCGUGGUGUGAGUUGCAGACUCGGAAGUUAUCAAAGGCAGAGAGGCAGAGGUUCAGUGAGGAGGUGGAGAUGCUGAAGGGAUUGCAACACCCCAACAUUGUGCGUUUCUACGAUUCCUUCAAGUCUUCUGUGAAAGGCCACAAAUGUAUUGUGCUGGUGACUGAGCUCAUGACAUCAGGGACACUCAAAACGUACCUAAAGCGUUUCAAAGCAAUGAAAAAUAAGGUUCUGCAGAGGUGGAGCAGACAGAUCCUGAAGGGCCUUCAGUUUCUCCAUACACGAUCACCUCCCAUUAUCCACCGGGAUCUGAAAUGCGAUAACAUCUUCAUCACAGGACCAACAGGCUCCGUAAAAAUUGGUGACCUUGGUCUUGCAACACUGAAAAGUGCCUCAUUUGCAAAAAGCGUAAUAGGUACUCCAGAAUUUAUGGCCCCUGAGAUGUACGAGGAAAAAUACGAUGAAGCGGUUGAUGUUUAUGCAUUUGGCAUGUGCUUAUUGGAAAUGGCCACCUCAGAAUACCCAUACUCAGAGUGCCAUAAUGCAGCCCAGAUAUAUCGCAAAGUAACAAGUGGUGUUAAGCCAGCCAGUUUUAACAAGGUAAAAGUCCCAGAACUCAAAGAGAUUAUUGAAGGAUGUAUCCGCCAAAACAAAGAUGAGAGCAGGUACACCAUUCAGGACCUUCUUGACCAUUCAUUCUUCCAAGAGGACACUGGUGUCCAUGUGGAACUUGCUGAAGAAGAUGAUGGAGCGAAAUCUGCCCUAAAGCUCUGGCUCCGUAUGGAUGAAUCAAAGAAACUCCAUGGCAAAUACAAAGACAAUAAAGCCAUAGAGUUCUACUUUGAACUUUAUAAGGAUGUUUCAGAAGAGGUGGCCCAAGAAAUGGUGACCUUGGGUUUUGUCUGUGAGGCUGACUACAAAUUAGUUGCAAAGGCCAUCAGAGACCGCGUGACUGAGGUCAAGAGAAAGCGCGAGCGAAACCAACGCAUACAGGAGGAGCUGAGAAAAAAAGAGCAGGAGAAAAAGAAAAAGAUUUGUGAGCUCUUGGAAGAACUGAAUUUGCCUCAAGAAGGAACAGAAAGUGCAGCUGGAGUUGCUCAGCCACCACAGUCUCUAGCCACCACACGUCCCAUUGAAACACUCCUGAAUUCUCCCUUUCCGCCAGAGCCUGAGGAGCCAGAGGCUGAUCAGCAUCAGACUUUUCGAUAUAGGAACACAAAUUAUUCUUCAGCUACAUCUGAUUGUGAGACUGAUGGUUAUUUGAGUUCUUCUGGAUUCUUGGAUUCCUGUGACAACUUGCACAUGGCUGGCCAGUUAGCCCCAAACUCUGGAACUGGUCUCCAAUUUCCUGCUAGCAUUGCAGUGACCUUUCCCUCGAAACAACAUUCAUCAAUUCACAGUGGGCUAAUUUCACCAGGAGACAGCUACGCCUCGGAUGCUGCUUCUGGAAUGAGCGAUGGCUAUGAAGGCCUGUCUGCAGGUGAAGGUUCAGUGAAACUACCCGUGAAACGUAUAGCGAGUAAACUCCUGCGAAAGCGUGGCAGAUCCAGGCUACGGAUUCUUAAUGUUUCAGACAAAGGAGAUCGAGUUGUAGAAUGCCAGCUUCAAACCCACAACAGCAAAAUGGUGACCUUCAAGUUUGACCCAGAAGGCGACUGCCCAGAAGACAUUGCUGCAGUUAUGGUCAGUAGAGAGUUCAUCCUACAAUCAGAGCAGGACAGUUUUGUCAGCAAGCUGCAAGAAAUCAUACACAAGGCAGUGGCCAUGCUGAAGAAGGACACUCACAAUAAAAAUACAACUAAACAGCCAAGUACUCCAAGUUCCCAUCAUUCACAAGAUGUGGAGAAGUCAAACCACUCACCAUACCCUUCAUCAUUGUCUUCAACUGGAAUAGGAGAGGGUACCUCAUACAGUCACGUGGUCGAGUCUCCAAGAAGAAAAUUUUUGGUCAGCCAUGUUCCUGAAACUUCAUCAAGUUUGACCUGCCAAGCCAGAGCAACAUCUCAACCAAUUUUAACUGGCCGUACAGCAGUUGAAACGUAUAACGUAGUGGCACUCUCCAAUCGUGACCCUGUCCCAGCCUCUGAAAAUGCACCCAGUGGAACUGACACUAAUUUGCCUACGACAUCUCUCCUUGCUGCUGCAUGUACUGCAAAUGUUCACCUAAACUCAACAGUGAAUCAGCAGGGAAGUGGGCAACAUACAGCCCAAAGAGGGCUUCCAACAAAAGCAACAGAGAAUGUUUACAAAGAAAUGCAGCCACCAACUACCCAGCCUUUGUCUGUUCUGGCUGACGUAUUGUCGUUGAUGUGCGUGAGUCAUCUGGCCCAUUCAAUCAUACCUAGCAAUUCUUCACAAUCACCACUGAUAUCCCCCUGCAGCAACAACUCUUCCCCGAGCUCGCCUCUCAUCUCCCCAGUUGACAUCUCCUGCUCAUCUCACCUUUUGUCUCCAGAACCAAAUGCCGAACCUCAGCCAAAUAAUGGCAUCAGAAGUUUAAGCGAGCAACUUGGAUCUGAAUGCAAUAGGUCUCGUGAGGCUCUGGGAAAUGUCAGCUAUUUGCCAGGAAUGUCACCCUCCAAAUUCAAUCACAUGCCCUCAAGUAAUGAAGGUGACCUGAGUCUAAUUUACCUGGAUAUCCCACAUCAGAAAAUAACUGCUCCUACAAAUUUCCAGACGACUAUGACAAUUCCAAUACCAGCUUCUUACAGGAACUAUGUCUCACCAGCAAAUUCUCCAUUGCAUUCAUAUCUCAGUCCUACAUUUAACCUUGCAGCUCCACUCUCACCACAGCAGAAUGGUAACCCAGGAAAUUAUGGGAGCACUGGUUUCCAAGGCAGGGCAUCAAAUUCACCCGUUAUGUCUCAAACACCUGUUACAGACUCAACUACAGAUCUUAAGGACAGACAGUUCUCGCUGUUGGAUAUAAGUAACAAAAACACCUCAACAAUAUUUGUGACUGAAACCUUAACAUCACAGUCAGGAAAGUCACCAUUGCCUUCUAUAUGUGAGGAGUUUAAAAGUUUUGAACAAUCUAUAUCAUAUCAGCCCUUUCCAGUGGGAGACUUUGAGUUUUUGAAAACUCAGGAUCUAAAUAAAAAGGAUUCUCAACUAACAAAAGAAGGUGAUCCUAAAGUAAAAGAUCAAUUGGUUCCAGGCAACUGUACCACUUUGCAUUCAAUGAUGAUGUCCAAGGACUCAAAGUUGGAUGCUACAUUAGGAACCCAUCAAGAUAGCAAUAGCAGCAACCCAGUUUCACCCAUCCAUUUGAUGAAACCUUCCUUUGUCAAUUCUGUUGCUGCUGCAGACAGUCAUGCUCCAGAAAGUAACAAAGUAGUGGCCAGUUCAGGAGAUGAGAAACAAAACAGCGAUUCCAUGUUAUCAGAUGUGCACAACUAUUCAGUCUCAGUGCCUGGACGGAUUCAGCAUCCACGAACUUCAAUCUACGUCAGCAGCGAUGAUUCUGAAACUGAUGACGAUGAAAUAUUUGAAGAGUUGCAAACUCUGAGAGAAAAGCACUUGGCAGAGGUUCAGAGAUUGCAGGCAAUGCAGAAGAAGGAGAUUGAGCAGCUGUACGAAAAGAUGGGUAAGGUGCCCCCUGCUGGAAUAGUAUCACCAGCUGCAAUCCUGAAUGGAAGACAGAGGCGUUUGUCUAAGGGCAAUUUCAACCAAUCCCGUCGUAACAGCCUACAAAGACUUGAACCUUUACAACAACCAGGCUUUGGCAGAAGGAAUUCCUUAACUGGCAUCUGCAGUGUACAAGAUCAAUGGCAAACACAGUCCAGCAUUGGUGGGGGUUACUUUUCCUAAUGGCUUCUCAUAGCUGAUAGGUUGUUAGAGUCUUUAGAAGCUAAGGCUUUGCACAAUAAAUUUAAAGGAAAAGGGUCAAUAAAAUCAUUCUGGUUCUGACUACAACAAAUAUCUGGCACUAUAGUACUUUUAAGUGUUUUAAACUGUACAAAACACCAUUUGUCAGUAGAUUUGAGUACAGUUUCAGCUAUUAUUAAUUUGGACAUGGACUGUUAUAUGAUGCAAGUAGUUAACAGUCAGCUUUCUUAUAUAAAAGGCCUUUUGAUUUAUAUAUAACAUAGGAACCUGAAACAGUUGUUUAGAAAAGAACACGAUGACCCCAGUCAGAAAUCCUUUUCCAUUGUCAGAACAGAUCUUAAAAUAGAUUGCUUAUGACAUUUUAGCUUCUAAGCACUAAUAUGAUUUUAGAAACACUAAGGACUCAGCAUUGUUUAAGUCAAAUUACUUUAUCUCGUAUAACAGUAUUUCAACAAUGUUUAAUCAUAAAAUAAUCCUUGCUACAGAAUUUUUUUCAUUAAAAUAUACCAUUUCUGGUAAUAUCUCAAAGGAUAUCUGAUUAAAUCAGAUUUAAAAGCAAAUAUAAUAGACUGUUGUGAGUGUGAACAAUGUCAGUGGAGAGACACUAAAGCUAGUGGAUAUAGAAGCCUUUAUUCAGCAUUUGAGACACUCUUCGAAGAAGAGGCCUGCCUGACCCAAUAUUACAUGACAUUUUUAUAUGCUAAAUAUCAAAGAUAACAGCAGGACAAUUUUACAAUUCUAAUGUAUCUAGAAUGCAUCCUUUGAAUUACAUAUAAUGUUUAAACACCUUUGUCUUCACACCCACACUCCAAACAACCCAAAUGAACGUUACUUCCCACCAAUUCUGCGCUGCGUUCGUGCAUAUGCAGGCUUCUGUGAUCAAACGGAAUGAUCUCUCUUCAUUGUCAACAUUCCCAGUAGUUGCCCACGUACCAUCCUGCACUCCCUGAGCCAUACUGUCCCCAUAUAUUCCUCAGGCACUUCACUUUUACCAACACGUGUAUAUCUUUAGGGUACAUCUGGUGAAUUUUAACCAUUUUCUCGAGCAUGCCCCAGAAUCCUGUAUUUUAGCAGGGGACCCUAAAUGAGGGCAACCCUGACAAAAUACUCUGCUUUUCCCCGAGGGUGAAGGGCUUGUGAAUGGUCAAGAGCUGCUUCGGGUCAUCAGGGUCCCUGACUUGAUGUUGCUUAAACCCAAAAAGAUCCAUUCUGACAGAUAUAUCUGGGUAUAACCUCUCCCUCAAAUAUCACCACACUCCAUAAUUCCCACACUACACAAAAUAUAAAUGAUGGAUAAAAAUUAAACAAUACAUACUUAAAACCACAGAGUAUAUACUUUGCAGUCCGCCACUUCUGUACAUCUGAACUCAUAAUGCCUGUUGUAUUCCCUUCGCAUUUAAAACUCUUACAUCAAGGUUACAGGCUUUUUCUUAAACCACACAAACACAUCUGCUACUAUACUGGUCCCUGAAUGAGUAUACAUGAACCCAUUGGUGUCCCAAACAGUCAGUAACCACCCUUCACAACUGGUGCCCCUGUCUCACCAAAUUAACACAGAAAUGCCUAGUCUCUAGGCAUUUGCACAUAUGCACAUUUCCACACGCACACCCACCCACCCCCCGCACUACUUUUAUAGCUACUAGAUGAGGUCCCUACCAUGUUCGUGAUACUUCAUAAUCCCACAGUCACUGACCUGAACAGAUCUAAGUGUGAGUUCUAAUCUUUUUUAAAAAAUAUACUCACCCACUUAGACUGCUGCGGUCACUGCUCACACAAUGGGUUUAUAUUCCGGAUGAGCCCCCAAAUAUUGUGAGUGUGCACAAUGUCAGUGGAGAGACACUGAAGCUAGUGGAUAUAGAAGCCUUUAUGCAGCAUUUGAGACACUCUUGGGAGAAGAGGCCUGCCUGACCCAAUUCAGUUUUAUAUGCUAAAGAUAAAAGUUAACAGCAGGACAAUUUUACAGUUCCAAUGUAUUUACAUUGGUUCCUUUGAAUUAUAUAUCAUGUUUAAACACCUUCGUCUUCACAACCACACUCCAGACACCCCAGGUGAAUGUUAAUUCCCACCGACUCUGGGCCACAUUCAUGCAUAUACAGGCUUCUGCGAUCAAAUGGAGUGAUUCUUUGUUUGCAAUCAACCCCCAAAAUGCUGCUCCAGGAAGAUCUUUGUUCAGAGCUGGAGUUUAAAUUCAAUCUACAAUCAAUGUUCAGAUCUGGAGAUUGGCUACUGUAAAGAUUAGUAUUUGCUAUAUACCAUAAAUCCAAAAUAUGCCCUAACAUAGACUAGAUAAUAAGUUUUGCCUUAAUUUUAGAGGAAAUUUGAUAACUCCGGCAAUUACAAGACAAUAAGAAUGCUUGAUAUUAAGCAGCCAUUAUAAAUCAUGUUUAUAUUUUUGUAUUAAAGUAUGUUUUUCCAUUGUCACGAACUGUAAGGACUGAAUUUAUUGAUUUUGUUUCUCUGUAUAUAUGUAUAUAGAAAAUGUAAAUGUUAUGCAGUAAAUUAUACCAAUAUUAUAUUGAUAAUUAGAUCUCUUAUUUUAAAAUAAACUAUACAAGUAACUUUCCCAAAUGGAAGAUUUAGAUGCAUUUAUUAUUCCUUUUCUUUCCAAUAAACUUUAUAUUUGCCUAUUUGAAACACAAGGGUGUCAUUUCACGUGAGAUUUCUCAUUUUGUAAAAUAUGGUGCACUGUUUGAGUUGAUUUUGGUAUAAAUGUGCAUCUGCAUGGAAUAGAGAUUCUGUAUUUGUUGACAUUUAUUUGUUAUCUCAAAGUUGAUCUUACAUUUUUUUUAUGAUUUAAAUCAUUAACUAUGUAUAUCCAUAGAUAUACAUAGAUGCUAGAUAAAUUAUUUCACACGUCAUGAUGGAAAUAAAACUUCAUAUAAAUUGUGUUGUGAUGUAUUUUGGAUUAUAAAAUCAUUUUCACAAACCUGCAUAACAUUGAAAUUGGAAUCCAUAGAGCAUUGAAGUCAAACUACACUCAGUGUCCACCUCACCUGGUCCACCUCAGUGGUGCCUCCUGCACCUAAUAAAGUGACCACUGAGUGUAUGUUCGUGGUCUUCUGCUGCUAUAACCCAUCCACUUCAAGGUUCGACAUGUUGUGCAUUCAGAGAUGCUCUUCUGCACACCACUGUUGUAACAUGUGGUUAUUUGAGUUAGUCGCCUUGCUGUCAGCUGGACCAGUCUGAGCCAUUCUCCUCUGAACUCUCUCAUUAACAAGGCAUUUUUGCCCAUUGAACUGUCAGUACUGGAUGUUUUUAUUUUUCACACCAUUCUGUGUAAACUAUAGAUACUAAUUGUUGUGCGUGAAAUGCCUGGGAGAUCAGCAGUUUCUGAGAUACUCAACCCACCCAGUCUGAUACCAACAAUCGUUCCACGGUCAAAGUCACUUCGAUGACAUUUCUUCCCCAUUCUGAUGUUUGAUCUGAGCAAUAAAAUGAACCUCUUGACCAUGCCUGCAUGCUCUUAUGCAUUGAGUUGCUGCCACAUGAUUAGAUAUUUGCAUUUACAAGCAGGUGUAUAGGUGUACCUAAUAAAGUAGCCACUGAGUGUAUGGCUUUAUUUAGAUCAAACUCAUGUUAACAUCUCUAAAUUAGGAAGGUCAUACAAAUUGGAAAUGUUAACAUGUUUUUAUACCAAAAUCUUUAAAUCAGAACAUUUGUGGCAUUUGGAAUACAAGAAUGGCUCAAAACUCCUUGCAAACUUGGACUGGUGAUGUAAAAUAAUAAGAAUUCAUUACACUGUUGAUUUCCAAAAAGCAUUUAAACAUGACGUUUGGCUUCCUCUAAAACAGCAGCCUGGUAUAGCUAGUUCUCCUAAAUAAUACUUGUAUGAGAUACGAACAUUGCAGAUUCGCACCACAGAGUGGUGGAGGAUGAAACUGAACUGCGUAGUGGAGAUAGGUUUGUGCAUCAGGAACUUCCCUCCUCCAUAGAACGUAGCAAAAUUGCAAAACUCUUUAUAAAUACACGUAUGUUACUGCUACAACAGUUGAAAGGAAAUCUCCCUAAUCCCAGAAGUCCCAAUAUUAAAUGAUGAAAUCAAAGGAUUAUUUUUCUUCCAUUUCUUUAAGGUGCUUUAUCUUACAUUUGGUUUCAAAUUUCCACAAAAGUUCUUCUCAAAUUUAAAAAAAAAGUUCCAGUCAAGGCUAAUAAUGUUAUAUUUUUCUAAAUUGAUAAUUAGUUCAACAAUAUCAUUGUAUCAUUAGAUUAACAAUAUCAUGAGUGUAUGAGUUAAAAUAUAAAUUAGCUUAAACCCUUUUGCUCAUUGUGGCCAAAAUUCAGCGUCAGAAGUUUGCAGAGGAACAUCCGAACAAGCCUGAUGAAUUUUGGAAACAAGUCCUGUGGACUGAUUAAGUUAAAACAGAACUUUUUGGCCGCAAUGAGCAAAGGUAUGUUUGGGGAAAAAAGGGUGCAGAAUUUCAUGAAAAGAACACCUCUCCAACUGUUAAGCAAGGGGGUGGAUCGAUCAUGCUUUGGGCUUGUGUUGCAGCCAGUGGCACGGGGAACGUUUCACUGGUAGAGGGAAGAAUGAAUUCAAUUAAAUACCAGCAAAUUCUGGAAGCAAACAUCACACCGUCUGUGAAAAAGCUGACGCUGAAAAGAAGAUGGCUUCUACAACAGGAUAAUGAUCCUGAACACACCUCAAAAUCCACAAUGGACUACCUCAAGAGGCGCAAGCUGAAGGUUUUGCCAUGGCCCUCACAGUCCCCCGACCUAAACAUCAUUGAGAAUCUGUGCAUAGACCUCAAAGGAGCAGUGCAUGCAAGAUGGCCCAAGAAUCUCACAGAACUAGAAGCCUUUUGCAAGGAAGAAUGGGCAAAAAUCCCCCAAACAAGAAUUGAAAGACUCCUAGCUGGCUAUAGAAAACGUUUACAAGCUGUGAUACUUGUCAAACAGGGUGUUACUAAGUACUGACCAUGCAGGGUGCCCAAACUUUUGCUUUGGGCACUUUUCCUUGUUUGUUAAUUUUGAAACUAUAAAAGAUUGAAAUAAAAAAGUAAUCUU
Molecule: messenger RNA, 10079 nt
Organism: Mobula hypostoma (lesser devil ray)
Lineage: Eukaryota; Metazoa; Chordata; Chondrichthyes; Myliobatiformes; Myliobatidae
Gene: wnk4a
Product: WNK lysine deficient protein kinase 4a
Exons: 19
Coding region: 648-5057 (1469 amino acids)
Biological process (GO): protein phosphorylation; negative regulation of sodium ion transport; positive regulation of potassium ion import across plasma membrane
Cellular component (GO): cytosol; cytoplasm
Molecular function (GO): potassium channel inhibitor activity; ATP binding; protein serine/threonine kinase activity
Source: RefSeq, a predicted model, not a curated record